This is a messenger RNA of Sardina pilchardus (European sardine), 2142 nucleotides long. RefSeq names its product solute carrier family 26 member 6 (gene slc26a6.2). Gene Ontology annotation, molecular function: chloride transmembrane transporter activity; secondary active sulfate transmembrane transporter activity; bicarbonate transmembrane transporter activity. The record is from RefSeq and is a predicted model, not a curated record. Bases 1 to 2142 code for a protein of 713 amino acids. The transcript has 19 exons. Gene Ontology annotation, biological process: transmembrane transport. NCBI's taxonomy places the organism in Eukaryota, Metazoa, Chordata, Actinopteri, Clupeiformes, Clupeidae. Gene Ontology annotation, cellular component: plasma membrane.
AUGGCGGAGCCCAAGGACGAGGUGGAGUGUGAGCCCCGGCGGCGGGUGGGGUACAGUGUGCAGCGGGAGGUGCUGGACGAGCUGUGCGUGGAGGACAUGGCCGAGAAGACACAAUCCAAAAACCAACUGGUGGAAAAACUCAAAGACUCGGUCAGGUGUUCUGGUCCCCGGCUGAAGAGCUGCUUCUUCUCCUGUGUGCCCGUGUUCUCGUGGCUGCCUCGUUACUCCCUCAGACAGAACGCCAUCGGAGACCUCGUCUCGGGCAUCAGCGUGGGCAUCAUGCAUCUGCCCCAGGGCAUGGCGUACGCCCUGCUGGCCGCUGUGCCUCCAGUGUUUGGCCUCUACUCCUCGUUCUAUCCCAUCCUCCUCUACUUCAUCUUCGGGACAUCCAAACACAUCUCAGUGGGCACCUACGCAGUCAUGAGUGUGAUGAUUGGCAGCACCACGGAGCGCUUGGCUCCAGACUCUGACUUCAUGGUGUGGGACAACGUGACCAACAGCAGCGGAGUGGACUUGAUCAGCCGGGACGCGGAGCGGGUGAAGGUGGCUGCUGCGGUCACCUUCAUGUCAGGCUUAUUCCAGCUGCUUCUAGGCCUGGUGCAGUUUGGCUUUGUGGUGACAUACUUGUCCGAGCCUCUAGUGAGGGGUUACACCACAGGAGCUGCCAUCCACGUCAUCGUGUCGCAGCUCAAAUACACGUUUGGCAUCAGCCCUAAACGCUACAGCGGCCCUUUCUCUCUCAUAUAUACGGUGCUGGAGGUGUGCUCCCUGCUGCCGCAGACCAACAUAGGCACUCUGGUGGUGAGCAUCGUGGCCAUCGUGGGGCUCAUCAUCGCCAAAGAGCUCAGCGCGCUCGUGGCCCGCAAGCUGCCCGUCCCCAUUCCCGUGGAGCUCAUCGCCAUCGUUCUCGCCACAGUUAUCUCCUGGCAAUUUGACCUGUUUCUGAACUAUAAAGUUGAGGUGGUGGGGGAGAUUCCAUCAGGACUCCAGCCCCCAGUUUUCCCAACCACCUCCCUGUUUGGUCAAGUGAUUGGGGAUGCGUUUGCCCUGGCAGUGGUUGGUUAUGGCAUUGCCAUCUCCCUUGGUCGGAUAUUUGCUCUUAAGUAUGGAUACAAGGUGGACAGCAACCAGGAGCUGAUAGCACUGGGCCUCAGUAACGCAGUCGGAGGGGUGUUCCAGUGCUUCGCCAUCAGCUGUUCCAUGUCCCGUACUAUGGUGCAGGUCAGCACUGGGGGGAAAUCCCAGGUGGCCGGGGCUCUCUCAGCUGUAGUCAUCUUAGUCAUCCUGCUAUGGAUCGGAGCGCUAUUUGAACAGCUUCCAAAGGCUGUUCUGGCAGCCAUCAUUUAUGUCAACCUCCAUGGAAUGAUGAAGCAAUUUGGUGAUAUCAAAACCCUGUGGAACAGCAACAGAGUAGACAUGCUGGUGUGGGUGAUGACCCUGAUCCUGACCGUGCUGUUCAAUCCUGACCUGGGGCUGGCAGCCUCCAUUGCCUUCUCCAUGCUCACUGUCAUCUUCAGAACUCAGCUGCCCAAGUACUCCCUCCUCGGACAGGUUCCUGGAACAGAUAUUUACAGACCCAUAGAGGACUAUAAUCAGGUGAAAGAGGUGCCAGAGCUGGUGAUCUUCCGCUCCUCAGCCACACUUUACUUCGCCAAUGCUGAAAUGUACGCAGACGCCCUGGCAGAGAAGAGCGGGGUGGACAUCGCCAAGCUACUGUCCCACAAAAAGAAGCUGGAGUCGAAGAGAAAGAGACAAGAGAAGAAAGAGGCCAAAAAGGCCAAAAAGGCUAAGAAAGGGAGCGAGUCCGAUGACUCAGUCAAGGAGCAGGUGGUGUUCACCAUCGAGGUGGAGACAAAGCCUGGACCCGUCCUCCCUCGCGCCAUCAUCCUAGAGUUGAGCGCAUGUAACUUCCUGGAUACGGUGGGAGUCAAGACCCUCAGCAACAUUCGUAAGGACCAUGGUGAAGUGGGGGUCCAAGUCCUUCUGGCUGGUUGUCAAAGUUGUGUGGUGGAAAGUCUGGAGAAGGGCGGGUUCUUCAACGACAAAGUGACCAAAGCGAUCCUUUUCACAUCUGUGCACGAUGCUGUACUAUACUGCGACGCAGAUAGACAGGAAGAGGACUUGAAGGCAACACAGCUUUGA